Molecule: messenger RNA, 8772 nt
Organism: Penicillium lagena
Lineage: Eukaryota; Fungi; Ascomycota; Eurotiomycetes; Eurotiales; Aspergillaceae
Gene: atmA
Product: DNA-binding protein kinase TEL1
Exons: 7
Coding region: 1-8772 (2923 amino acids)
Biological process (GO): DNA repair
Molecular function (GO): protein serine/threonine kinase activity; protein binding
Source: RefSeq, a predicted model, not a curated record
AUGGGCGAGGUCUUUUUGGACAAAGCAAUUACAGCAAUCACUUCGGAAAAGCAGAAGGAGCGUGUUGAUGGAUUGGCAGACUUGAAGCAUAUUCUUCAGCAAAAUAAACAGAGCUCCAAGUUACGAACAUUAAACGACAAGGCCUGCCACAAGAUCUUCGAGUCCCUAUUCCGGUUUAUUGCGGUUGAGAGAUCAGCCUAUAACCGUGCUCAACGGUCGGCUACCUUAAAGAGCUCGUCUACAACUCGGCUGUCAACAUGUGCGUCGGUUGUUCGGACAGCGGUCGAUGUGUUUCUGCGAAACCUACGCACCAAAUCCGUCCGAGCGAUCAUUGAUCACAUCACGGAGACGAUUCCGCUCCCAGGAGAAGGUUUGUGGGAGCCUCUCAGCGUGGACUAUACCAAAUGCUUGUCCGCAAUCCUCCGCUACCGCCCUCACACGGAACACCUUGGCGACGCAGAGUGGGAAAAACUCAUAGAAUUCUGUCUCGUGGGUAUUAGCAUUCCAGGCACGGAGGAGAGCCAACUCAGUCUUCGAAGUGGACGUCGAUCUGCCGCUGAAGACCCUCUGGAUGCCGGUGACAGCCAUUCAACUCCAUCGAGGGCGACACCCGCUCCCACCCCCAGAGAAAAGUACGUGGGCGAUAGAAAUGCCAUCGGAGAAGUUGUAGUGUGUAUUCAACUUCUGACCACGAGCUCCAAUGCUCCCAUCCAUGCAUCCGCCGAGAACAUCCUUCGCGGACUGGCGGACUUCGUCAAGUCUGCCUCGGUCAUGACAGGAAACGCGCAGCAACUUGCAUUCAAUAGCAUUAAUACAGUCAUUUCCAAGGUGUUGUUCGAUCAGUGCGAACUUGCCCGGUCAUCUCUGUUGGGCCUGAUCCCAGUAGUCCGACAAUUGUGGGCCACGACCAAGCACCAUGGCCUGAAGGAUGAGCUACUUGUCAACUUGAUGCUGUGCAUAGUAGCGCUGGGGGACACGGCCCAGAAGGAACCCUCUGACCAACUAGCACGCUCAAUUGAAGGGUUGGCUGAAACGCUGUACUCUGAAUAUGUGAGGCGAUCCGAAAAAGAUGUCCUCCAGCUCGAUGAGUCAAUAUUCUACCCCAGAGACUCGCCGCAGGUACAACAGAUCUAUGGGCCAUGCCUUGGAAAUAGCAGAUCCGAACAUAAUUGGACGGUCGUCUGGGCUAUCGCCAAAUUGUUGAAGUUGUCAAAAGCCGUCACUGCUCACCUUUCCGCCGGGGACUCCGCCAGCGAGGCCCCCAUCAAGAGACAGCGCAUGAAUUCUGGGAUAGACGAUGUGUUCAGAGACUCGGUUUCUGCAACAGGCUCAAGAAGAAUCUGUGCUCUACAGCUGACUCCUUUCCUCGAGGCGGAGAUCGAUCUUGAGACGAAGGAGUCUUUCCUCCAACGGCUUGUUCUCAACAUCCUAGAUGGCAACAGUGCCGUCUCCUCAUGGACAAUGGUGGCGCUGGAAAGCAUUGCAAGUGGUCAAGAUGCGAAGUUGCCGGCUUUCAAAGUCUGCUGGCCAAGGGUUUUGAGUCUCACGGCCCGCGCAUUCUCUUCUGCCAUUACUUCUAGGGCUGCGUGCCACCUCAUGAGCUCAAUUCUCCAAUGUGACCUGUUGGAACAUUCUGUUGUGACAGAAACGGUGCGCUCAAUGUUAUCUUCUGCCAGCUUGAACGGCCCCUCCGCAAUAUCCGAUGCCUCCUUGAGCCUGUGGACAUUAGUGGCCCGGAUGAGGAACCAGCUGAAUCCAGGAGCGACGCAAGAUGCAUCGAAGCAGAUCUGUAGUUGGUUGAGAGAAGUUUGGACAAUCGGUAUAGUACUCAUGUCCAUCCUUGCCCUCCUUACAGGUGUUGACAACAAAAUUUCAGGUACGAUGACAGAUCGAGUUCAAACGGCUCAAAUUGCCUCGUUUGCUAGGCCUCUUGAACUGCUGAGUCUGUUGUUGGCUUGUACAAAUCGGCCCUUUACAGUCCCACACUCCCAGGUUAAAGGAUUGACUGGUCUUGUGGCUAGAAAUUGGUACUUCUUCCAUGAGAACCGACAGUUACUGGACUAUCUGUUCGAUACCAGAGGCAUUAUGGAUCAUGUUGAUCCGUGGGAGCUGAAGGCAGCAACAUUCUGGCAGCCAUCUGCUCGACGAGAUCCCGAUGAUACAGUGGUUUUAGAUCUCUUACGAGUCAAAUCUGAGACGUUCAUACAAGCCUGGGAGGCCAUGACUGAAGACAGAUCACAUCAUAUUACUCCAGACGUCUUGCAGGUACUGUGUUCUUUUUGCAUAGUGACUGCGAUGUAUGUAUCCUGUCUUCCAGAUCAACUUGACUCUCGAGUACAAGGUUUGCAACAGAAUUCGCAACAGCUCUGGACCUCUAUAUGCACGUAUUUGGCGUCUCGCGACGAAAAUUUCACCCAGCCUUGCCUAGAGCUUCUACCUGCGCUUCUUGGUCCCUUCGGCCUCUCCAGUUCCCACACGGUCCUGCGAGUGAAUCUUUGCGCACUCUUCGCUCCACUUGCUGAGAUACUGGAAGACAUUCGACAGAGCCAUAAAAAGGAUUCUCCGUCAAAGGAUUUGAUGGAUUUGGAUGAUCGAUUAAUAGCCACGAGGGACCAAGCAUCUCCAGAUGAGUCUAUUGUGGCCUUGAACAGGGAAUCGCUGCCAUUGCUUAAUGAUGCCGCUUCAUUUCAACGUCGUAUGACUGUUCACUUGUCUAUACUCCUGAGAUCCUCUGUCGAAAAUGAAUCCUCUGAGCCUUUGGCCAGUUUAUCUCUCCUUGAUUAUCUGGUCAGCCUUGAUGAAUCGGAUCUCCUGGCUACCCACAAUAUAUUGCCCGAAGUCUAUCGAGCUUGCUCAAACAUGAACCGGCUUGGUCUACUCAACAUUCUCGAAGACCUGGGUGAGAAGUGUUUACAAUCCUACGAGAUGGAGCGAUGUGAAACUUCUCUAUGUCUUUGCAUCCAAAUGAUGGCUAGCUUUGUUGAUUCCUGGACAGGCGAGCAGAAUGACAACCUUAGCGAGUCAGCCAUGGACUUGUACAAUUGGUUCAUGGACGUGCUCGUGACCCGCAAAAAAGCAUCGCCUAAAGUCUCCGUUGCGUUGACUGGCCUUAUCCGAAUGAUCCUUGCUUCACGUCCAUCUUAUGGCAGUGACCAAGGUCUCCCUUCGCCGCGCACCUCCCUAUUUACCAUUCUCCAGGAUGGGGAUAUCCAAGUCAAGUUCAGCACAGCAAGCUUUAUUCCUAGCCUAUUCCAGCGCUACAUUCUGAAAGAUCAUGACGCCAUUUUUAAUGAUGUGCUGGAGAGCCUGCCUAGAGACCCAGACUGGGUUGAAGGAAUUGCACUCCGCUUGUUUGUGCUGUCGCGUCUUGCCUCCGAAUGGCAUACAUUACUUCGCAGAAGUAUCUACCAUAUGUUCGAGACACCCGCUCAAGUGCCAGCAUCUCUGUGGUAUGCUGGAAAAUGCAUGAAGUUCGUCUCCCAAAAUCUUGGCCUGCAAGACGCAAGAGAGCUCUUCCGGCUUUUCUCUUCUCAGAUACUCUAUACUUGGACCGAAACGCAGACAGUUAUGUCUAUGCCUUUCAGUAUCUUUGGGUAUCUCAGCCUGAAGGAUAUGCUAAAUGAUGCAACUGAUGAGAUUGUGGGCCAAAUGAUUAUGCGCGGCAAAGAUCAAGAUACAUCUGAGCUUGGCCAAUACCUCGGGAAACCCCAUCUUGACCUUUUGAGGGCAUCUUUCUACCGAGCUGAAGCAUAUAGCAUCGCACGAGAUAUCAGUACCCCUCCAGGCCAUGGCAGCCAGCCCAAAGGGGUGGAGAUUCGGCUGAGAAAAUUGCUUGGCGCGGACGGGUUUAUGGCAGAGAUCGAGAAUCAGUUUCCUCGGAUCAUUGCAAUUCUCUUCAAAUCACUUGACCACUACGAUCAAAUCGAGAGAGCAUUUUCAAAGCGAGAUAGUUUCCGGUAUGCGCUUGAAAUCCAAUCAAUCAUAGCCAGCAAAAGUUCGUCGCACAGUGUUCUGCCAGCAAAUCAGCAACCAUCAUUCAGAGCACGAUAUCUACUGGAUGAACUCGAGUUUCUAUGCAAACGCACUGGAUUUGAGCUUGAGCAAAUAUGGACACCUACGCUGGCCUCGUUUGUCUGUCGCUCGCUUUUCGAAUCAAUUCAUCCUGCUCUUGGCUCUCUUCAUGCAUGCUCUGUCAUUAGGAAAAUCAGAAUCCUAGUCUGCGUGGCUGGUCCCGUCAUGCUCCGGGAUUACCCGUUUGAGAUGGCCCUUCAUGCUCUCCGGCCCUUCCUCGCCGAUGUUCAUUGCUCGGAAGAUGCCCUUGGAAUCAUUUGGUAUCUCCUUGAGUCUGGAAAGGCUUACUUGAUGACAAGGCCUGGGUUUACCGUUGGAAUCGCUGUCUCCAUUUUAGUCACACUGCGGAAACUGUUCUUGUCAUCACCCGAAAGUACGACCCAGGACAGCCAGUUCAAAACAGUGCUAUCGAUCUCUCGAGAUUUUCACCAAUGGCUCUCUGGGUUUCUGGGAAACUGUUGUUCCCCAGCUUGGACUUCUGAAAUUCAGGAAUCGUUUACUCGGUUGGUGAGCCUAGCUCAACAAUACUCAACAGCAGGGAAACUAUCGAACUCCCAGAGCGAGAAGGGGCUAGUUCUCGCAGUGCUCAACGACCGAGACUCUGAGCAUUCCUUGCUGAGCAAACCAAUAGCCGAUGUAGUUCUAUCGUUGCUGUGCCCAGAUUUCAACCGCGUGCCUGAUAGCAGCGUUGAGGAUUCGGAUGACCUGGUCGACUCUGCCUCUCACAUUGUUUCUGUCUGGCAUACUCUUCACAACUUCAACGGGGGUGUUGGAUAUCGACUGUGGGCAGCCCGAACCUUUGGGAGAUCUUUCGCCACCACAGGCAAAAUAAGCCAGUUGUUACUUCGAGAGCAGGAUCUUUCGUUGUUCGAAGUGCCUGAAAGCUGUUUAUUGCCCGAUGUUUUCCUCCAGUCCAAUGGGAGCAUCCUUCAAGUGCUGUGCGAUAUGCUACAUGGACAAGCCCAUCCAGAAGCUGGGUUGGUUGAGCAUACGUUGCAGCUUAUCAUCAGCGGCGUUACAGAACAAAACGAGUUCCAACAAUAUGAAGAUGUCAUCGGAGAGACCUUGAUGAAGACUCUUAUUUGGAGCCCUUACCACUGCCCUGCCAUAUCACUCUCGCUCUCAGAGCUGGAAAGAUGUAACAAUACACCUCCAGACGCAUCAGAGCUCUCUAUCACUGAUUGGGCACGUAAUGUUGCCUUGUUUCUGUGCAACGCCGCGCUAAACCACCCGGUCAUUGGAUCCCUGUGCAAGAUUCUCAACGUGAUCCCCAGCCUAGCCGUGCGGCUAUUGCCAUACAUUGUCCACGGUGUGCUUCUUGCAGAGGCUGACGAGAGAGGGAUCAUCCGACAGACCAUUUCGGAUUUAUUCAAACGCAUAUUGUGCAAGGUGGAUGAAAGCACAGUGCCCCAUGCACAGCUUGUGAUCAGUUGUAUCCUGUAUCUGCGCAAUCAGCCCAAGCCCGACGAAUCUACUAUAGUCGAACGAGACCAUUGGCUGGACAUCGACUUCGGAGAAUCGUCAUCAGCCGCACACAGAUGCGGUCUGCACAAGACAUCUCUGCUGUUUCUUGAGAUUCAAGCAUCCCGGGUUAUCUCAGGUUCCCGACGCUCAUCUUUUGCAAAGUUUGAGCCUCCGUACGAACUUCUGCAUGAAGUUUUCAAAAACAUAGAUGAUCCGGACUUGUUUUAUGGCGUUCAACAAAGCUCUUCCCUAUCCACUGUGAUGGAGAGGUUGGAGUACGAAAGCUCGGGUCUGAAAAAUCUUUUGUUUCAGAGCGCACAGUACGACAGUGAGAUUCAGAUGUCGGAUACAGCAAAUUCGUUUGGGGUGGUGAAAGCUUUAAAUGCAACCAAUCUCCAAGGAAUCGCGAACACCAUGCUCUCUGCUUCUGGUGGUGUAGAACAUACAUCUGUCUCCUCCGACAGCAUGCUACAGGCAGCAACAAGCCUUCAGAAAUGGGAUAUUCCUGUCUCCCCUUUGGACUCAUCGUCGUCGGCAGCCGUCUUCCGGGCUUUUCAAAGCUUGAACAUGUCGGGAUCUCUAACAGAGGUCUUUGGCACCAUUGACGAGUGUCUAUUAACAACCCUUGACUCUCUUCUGAAUAAAAGCCGGUCCGCAAUUCAAAUGCGGUCUGCAAUGAGAGCGCUGGGCAUAAUGACGGAGAUGAGUGAUGUUCUACACUCGUCAUCGUCCGAGGCAAUGGAAGAGGAGUGGAAGAAAAUAAUGGGCAGAAAUACUUGGUUAAAAAUCGAGAGCUACCAUGAAGUGGGAGAGAUUUUGAGUUGGCAUGAAGCGCUGUUUUCAUCAAUAAGAAAACAUGACUAUCUACAGUCAUCCAUGAGUUUAGGCUCUCGGGACUCUCAACUCUUAGAAGUGAAGGUUAUUCGACAGUCACUGGAGAUCACCCGCAGCCAUGGCGUUUCUCAAGCAUCAUUGAAGUCUGCCAUCAGUCUGUCAAAGCUUGCUGGUCGUUGUGUGGAACUGGGCAUGAACAUUGAAGGUGUUGCGGAAUUCGACCUGGCUAAUGUUCUUUGGGACCAGGGUGAGAUGACUGCGUCCAUCCGAAUGCUCCAACAUUUAAAAGGCAACGGAGACCUUCACAAGCAAGCAAUUGCUCUCAGUCGUUCUGAAUUGCUUGUAACACUGGGCCACCAUGUCGCAGAAGCGCGGCUGGAGAAACCAGAUUUAAUCCUUCAAGAGUACCUAUACCCUGCAGUUAAAGAGCUCAAAGGGAAGUCGGAGGGUGAAGAGGCUGGUCGCGUCUAUCAUGGUUUUGCCACCUUCUGUGAUCAACAACUCCUCAACCCAGACGGAUUGGAGGACUUCAAGCGUGUCAAGGAACUACGCAACCGCAAAGAAAAGGAAGUUCUUGGCCUUGAAGAUAUGCUAAAGACUGCUGAGGGUAAAGAGAAGGAGUCAUUGAAGAUAUACCGGGCCAAAGCGAAGCAAUGGUUUGAUCUUGACGACCGUGAGUAUCAAAGAUUACACCGGAGCCGUGAGGCAUUCCUCCAGCAGUGCCUUGAAAACUACCUCCUUUGUUUGAGGGAAAGCGACGCCUACAAUAAUGACGUUCUCCGAUUCUGUGCCCUUUGGCUCGACAAGUCCGACAGUGAAACCGCCAACGCAGCCGUCGCCAGGUAUCUCAAAGAUGUGCCUAGUCGGAAGUUUGCACCGUUGAUGAAUCAGUUGUCAUCUCGCCUACUCGAUGUCUCCGAUGGUUUCCAGUCGUUACUCACUGGGCUGGUGUUCAGGAUCUGUGCAGAGCAUCCUUUCCACGGCAUGUAUCAGAUAUUUGCCAGCAGCAAAUCCAAGGGAGGCAAAGACCCGUCGUCUCAUUCCCGGUACCGUGCUGCUAAUCAGUUGGUUGAACGUUUGAAGAAUGAUAAAGGCAUAGGACCAACGUGGGUCGCUGUUCACAAUGUGAACAUCAGCUAUGUCCGUUUUGCUGUCGACAGACCAAAUGCCAAGUUCAAAAGCGGUGCCAAAGUUUCGCUCGAGUCCCUUUCCACCGGCCAACGUCUUGGGCAAGAUGUUGUUACCUACAAGUUGCCACCGCCAACUAUGAAAAUCGACCUUCGCGCCGACUGUGACUACAGCCGUGUACCCAUCAUUGUCAAGUUUCACUCUCAUUUCACCAUUGCGUCAGGAGUCAGUGCACCGAAGAUUGUGACUGCCGUUGCCAGUGACGGCGUGCAGUACAAGCAGCUGUACAAAGGAGGGAAUGACGAUCUGCGCCAAGACGCCAUCAUGGAGCAGGUGUUUGAGCAAGUUAGCAGUCUCUUGAAGGACCACCAGCCUACUCGACAGCGAAAAUUGGGCAUCAGAACUUACAAGGUCCUUCCGCUAACGUCCAAUGCUGGGAUCAUCGAAUUCGUUCCAAACACCAUGCCCUUGCACGACUUCCUGAUGCCCGCGCAUCAGCGAUAUUUCCCAAAGGACAUGAAACCCAGUAGCUGUCGCAAAAAGAUCUCCGACGUACAGACCAGAUCCUUUGAGCAACGCGUCAGGACCUACCGGUCGGUCACGGAACACUUCAACCCAGUGAUGAAAUAUUUUUUUAUGGAGAAGUUUAAUAAUCCAGAUGACUGGUUCAGCAAGCGGCUGGCGUACACACGAAGCACAGCUGCUAUUUCCAUCUUGGGUCAUGUACUCGGACUGGGUGACCGACAUGGGCAUAAUAUCCUCUUGGACGAGAAAACUGGAGAGGUGGUGCACAUCGACCUGGGAGUAGCGUUUGAACAAGGGCGGAUUCUGCCCGUCCCUGAAGUGGUGCCGUUUCGAUUGACUCGGGACCUGGUCGAUGGUUUCGGUAUCACCAAGACUGAAGGUAUCUUCCGGCGUUGCUGUGAAUUCACACUGGAGGCACUGCGGCAAGAGUCGUACAGCAUCAUGACCAUCCUCGACGUUCUUCGCUAUGAUCCAUUGUACAGCUGGACUGUAUCUCCUCUGCGGAUGAAGAAAAUCCAGGAUAACCAGGAGGCAGGUGACGGGCCGCCUGUUCUCCCCGGCACAGAGGAUAAAUCCUCGGCGAAUGAGCCGGGCGAGGCCGAUCGCGCCUUGACGGUAGUUGCGAAGAAAUUGAGUAAAACGCUGAGCGUCACAGCCACUGUCAACGAAUUGAUUCAACAGGCAACAGACGAGAAGAACCUUGCUCUGCUCUAUUGUGGUAUGUAUCUCGAUAUCGUUGCAACAGUGUAA